AUGAUUGAGUUAUGCAAUAAUCGUAUUGCUUUCGUGUUUGUUUUCAACAAUGGCCGUGAAAUGAUCAAUCGAUAUUCUGUCAGCAUAUCCGAUUCGGAUGUGGAAAAUUUCAUAGUAUCGGAUGAGAAGCAAAAAAUUAAAGACAUAUUAAUUAAUUUGUGUAAAACAUUUGAUGUGAUUAUAUCGACAGGUGGGACGGGUUUCUCACCACGCGAUAUUACUCCUGAAGCGACACAAGAUGUUAUUGAAAAAAGAUGUGGCGGAUUAGAAACAGCGCUUCAUAUGCAUUCACUUCAAGCUACACCAUAUGCUGCAUUAUCACGGUUAUGUGCAGGUAUCCAUGGUUCUACACUAAUUGUUAACCUACCCGGAAGUCCGAAGGCUGUUAAGGAAUGUUUCGAAGUGUUAGAGAAAAUACUGCCUCAUGCAAUAGAAAUUCUGCAUACUGAAGAUGUACGCGACACAGCAAGUCAUCACCACUUGAUAACUCAUUGA
Molecule: messenger RNA, 495 nt
Organism: Acanthocheilonema viteae
Lineage: Eukaryota; Metazoa; Nematoda; Chromadorea; Rhabditida; Onchocercidae
Source: the annotation of a GenBank genome assembly